Sphenostylis stenocarpa is the source of this 540-nucleotide messenger RNA. Lineage: Eukaryota; Viridiplantae; Streptophyta; Magnoliopsida; Fabales; Fabaceae. The record is from the annotation of a GenBank genome assembly.
AUGGGUAUUCGGUUAGCUGGUAUCAGAAAGGCAUCACGUUCUGCGAUACAAGGAUCGUCAAAAGUCUUGGAUGUGCCGAAGGGCUACCUUGCAGUCUAUGUUGGAGAGAAAAUGAAACGGUUUGUGAUCCCCGUAUCAUACUUGAACCAACCUUCAUUUCAAGAUUUGUUGAAUCUAGCCGAGGAAGAAUUCGGGUAUGACCAUCCAAUGGGCGGUCUCACAAUUCCUUGCAGAGAAGAGGUGUUCUUAGACACCACAUCUCGCUUGAAUAGAGAAACCAUGGGUUUCCGUUUACUUGGUGUUAGAAGAGCAAGACAAGCUGCAUCAAAGGGAGAAGAGGUCCCGAAAGGGUAUCUUGCAGUGUAUGUUGGGGAAAAAAUGAAGCGGUUCAUGAUUCCAAUUGGAUACUUGAACCAACCUUCAUUUCAGGACUUGCUAAGCUUAGCAGAGGAAGAAUUUGGAUUCCAUCAUCCCAUGGGUGGCCUUACAAUUCCUUGCAGAGAAGAUGUCUUCGUAAAUAUCAUGUCAGCUUUCUCUUGA